GUUCUUGCAUAGGCCAUCUACUAGUUCAUCGUGCAUGGAUGGGUCGAUGAACAUGCCUAUUCUCUUCCCGUCCAGUAUCGGUAGGUAUGCGACUCUGCACGUGCAAAUCAUACCUCUCCCCGAAAUCUCCCUCCGCUCCACCGCGUUCCCUCCUUCGGUUUACAGACACUGACAGAUUAGCAGCAGCGCAAGAGUUUUGCAGUAGGCAUGCGUCCAACACCAACAGAUUAGCGCCUUUGCAGUCAACCUUAGAGAGAACGAGCUGAAACGCCGCGUUUCUCUGCCAAAGGACACGGUGCGUCCAAACCUUGCGCGAUUCUAAAUCGCGAUUUAGCUUCCCUGGUUGCCACGUGCGCGUGGCCGAAUUAAUUUUGUACCUACACUUUCAUCCGCAGUCUUCGGAACGGCCUCUUGAACUAAUAUUUAUUCAUUAUAGACGGUGCAAAAAGUCAUCCAGCUUUUCUGCCCAGAACGGAGUUAGGGUUCGAGCCCACUCGACCACGACAAGUCGGCAAGACCCUUCUGAGCCGACUCGACAAGUCAGCAACGGUCUCUUUCGAGUCGCGUACAUUCUUUAUUUAUUUACCUCCCCACUGAAAUUUUGGGCGGCAAGGCCAGCCACACCAGCUGGUGCUAAAUACCUACCAGCGCGUCUUGCUGAACUAGCGGAUUCCCGAAGCUGGCGGAACGACCAGCCGCCCUCCCUCUGGCGUGAGGAAUCCAACAUUGAGACACCCCGAAAUCCGGAAACCCCGGAAACCCGGACACCAGGACACUCGGAAACUGAGAAACUUAAAAAGCCGUUCUUAGCCGUUCUUAGUCGUUCUUAGCCGUUCUUUGCGAGACCGUCUUGCUGCGGCAUCACACGUGCGAAAUAGAAGACGCGGGCGAGCUUGGCUCGGGUCCGGCAUUACUGCGACGUGAUUAUGACGCGGUGUUUAAGGACGGCUGGCGGGCGGCGCGCACUACCAGGAGGCGGCAGCGCGCGGGCCCCGCGGAAGAGGUUGCGGACGUCGUUGGCGGUCUCCGCUUGCGCGUGGCUCGUAGUCGGGCUGGUUUCUUCCGCCUUGGCGGCGCAAGUGGCCUCCGCUAAGCCCUUCUCACGCUUCCAACUCCGCAAUGGCGGGUUCGACAAGCUAGGCUCCGCCUUGGAAGACCUAAUUAAGCGGUCCGGGGGGAGAUUAGGCCGCGUGAUUCGCGGCGUGAAGGAGGUUCCAGGCUGGAAGGCGUCCAAGGGCGGAGUUAAUCUCCUGCGCGUGUCGGGAGAUGUACAGUGCCAAGCAACCGGGGGAACGGGCGGAGCGGGCGGAGCGGCGGGGGGAGCGGGAGGGUCCGCCAACGGCACGUGCACCCCGAGCGGGGAGAGCGCCCCGCGGUAUAGCGUGCAGAUCCCCGCCGUUCCCGCGCGGUCGAUCUUCCAGAUGCUGGACACUGUAGCGGGGUGUGACUACAGCGGGUCGUUCGCGAUGCGCGCGCCGACGCUGCGGCUGGGCGACCCGGCGUCCGUGCUGCUGACCGUGGUCGACGCCGCGACUGGCGCUGAGCUGCUGUUCGACGUGUUCACGGAAAAGAUGACCACCAACUGGGUGCGCAAGUCGUUUGCGUUCCGCGCGGCGAGCGCGGGGAGCCUGCUGACGUUCGGCGCGGGCCUGCUGAACGGCACGGCGGAUGCGGACGCGGGGAACGGCGUCGCGAUCGAUGCGGUGAAGGUGGAAGCCGUCGGAUGCUCGUCGUCGUCCAUCCAAGAGGGCCGGCUGGCACUGGAAAGAGCAACGCCAAGGAACAGGAGGUUAGAGGAAGAGGGGGAGGAGGAGGAAGAGGAGGAGGAAGGGGAGGAAGGAGAGAUGGAGGAGGGGGGAGAGGCGGGGGAGGAGGAGAAGGAGAAGGAAGAGGGAGAAGGAGGCCAAGAAGGCUCAAUGGAGGGAGAGGAAUAUGACGGGGAGCAGCAGCAGCAGGAGGAGCAGGAGGAGCAAGAGGAGCAGGAAGAGAGUAUCAUCGAGGGGGGUGCAACGAGUGAGGGGAGUGAGAGGAGAGAGAGAGUGCUGCGGUCGUCCCCUCCCUCCUCCUCCUCUCUCGCCUCUUCUUUCACGAAGCAACUCCAGAAGGGCCUCAGCAACCUCCCUUUCAUGAAGCGCAAGAAGAAAGCGCGCUCCCCUCCCCCUCCGCCUCCCACCAGCAGCAGCAGCAGUGGCGGUAGCAGCAGCAGUGACAGCGGCAGCAGUGGGGGGACUGGGGGGACUGGGGGGGCGGGAUUGGGGGGGACUCUUGCUACGGCGCCCCCGUCCCCGCCUCCCCCUCCGCCGCCCUCCCCCCCCGCCCCCCCCACGUGGUACGGGAUGUUCAGCGCGGGGAAGCCUCUUACCUCCAUCCUGAUUGACUAUAACGCGGAUAACGCGGCGGUGUCUGGCAACUCCGUGACCCUCACGCACAAGAGCGACACUGGAGGCUCUCGGUGGCAGUCCAUGCAGUUCACAUCGGGCGUGUUCCGCGCGGCCAUGCAGUGCCCCUCGGCUGACACCUCCGGCCUCAUGUACUCCUUUUAUCUGGACUCGAGUGCGCGCAUAGGCGCCAACUCUGGCCUGGGGUGGGACUUUGUGGGCAACAACAAGACGACGGCGCUGGCCACGUACCACGUGAACGGGGUGGUUUACCCCCAGAAAAUCAGCCUGGGGUUCCACUGCGCGGAGAGCACUCACACGUUCUCCAUCUACUGGGACGCCAACUAUGCUGCGUGGUACGUUGACGGCAAGCUGGCACGCGUGCUGGUGAAGCAGGUGGGGCAGCCGUACCCCUACCGCCCCAUGUUCCUCUACGGCACGCUCACCACGGCUGCUGGCACAACCAUGGAGCGAUACGCGGGGGCUUACACGGCUAGCAGCACGGUGUACACUGCUGCCUGGACUGGCAUCACGGUGAUCUCCCCUCUGAUGGCGGAGGUGGGGCAGCCGUCCAACCCCACCCCCACGCCCCCCGCCACGUACCCUGCGACUAUCGCGCCUGUGACGUUCACCCCGCUGGCCGUGGACUACUGCGACGACCACUGCCCCGGGUGCAGUGCCAGCACGGAUGGCAGCGCCACAAUUAAAAUGGACAACAGCUGCGGGUCUCGCUUCCGCUCCUCUCAGCCGUACAGCUUUGGCUUCUUCAGUGUGGACUACCGGUGCCCGCAGGGGAAAGGCAGCGGAAUCGUCUCCAGCUUCUAUCUGUCGUCGCAGGAGGGCAGCAAGGUGCAGGACGAGAUCGACUUCGAGUGGCUGGGGAAGAACAACUCGGCGGUGCAGACCAACUUCUACGUGCAAGGGGUGGGCGGCCAUGAGAAGCUAGUUGCUCUGGGGCACGACUGCUCUGCGGCGUACCAUAACUAUGCGCUGUACUGGACCAACAAGCAGCUCAUCUGGUACAUUGACUUUGUGCCGGUGCGGGUGCUGCUAAACACAACAGCCAUCGACGGAGCGCCGUACCCCUCCAAGCCGUCCUUCCUCUACGCCAGUGUGUGGGACGCCAGCGGCAUCUGCAAUGGCUGCUGGGCCGGCAACAGAGACCCUGGCACAGCCACAGACCCCAGCUGGCAGGUGUUUGCAGAGUACCGCAACAUGACUGUGCGGUCCCCACUUUGGGGGUAGGGCGGCGUGGCGGAGUAUUUAUCCUCGUUAUAAGGCACCGACCGACCGCCUGGGCUGGUAGGGUAUGGAUGGACCCCACCUGGCAGGUGUUUGCGCUGCGGAGUAUCGCAUUGCAACAUGCCUUGUUGUGGUUGCCUUGCCAUGCGACUGUGGGGGUAGCCUACAGAUGUCUCAUCCUCACAGUCAUGCAUCUUUUGGGAAUGGGCCUUCUGCUGCUGCUGCUUUUUGCAGCUCGUUAUAGGCGCCUUUGAAAAGUCAUUCUGCAUAGUCUACUGUAGGUGUAUCCUACGCGAGUCCUCCAGCCACCAGGGCUGACGCUUAAAGCCCGUGGCUAAAAACACAAAGCUGGGGCUGACUUGAAACUCAUAUAAUUUUCACAGGCAGAAA
Molecule: messenger RNA, 4010 nt
Organism: Closterium sp. NIES-67
Lineage: Eukaryota; Viridiplantae; Streptophyta; Zygnematophyceae; Desmidiales; Closteriaceae
Source: the annotation of a GenBank genome assembly